GACUCUCCGUUUAGUUACGAACAGGGGAGCAAAACAUAAUGUCAGAAAAAACUACAAAGUAUACUCAAGUAAUCGGUGGUUAUCGGUUACUGAAAAUCUAUGGCCAGCAAAAUGUGUCUUUGUAGUUUCGUGCGAGUUGUAGUCGAGUGCAGACGUGAAAUUCAUAGAAGACGGAGUGUUUUUUGUUUAUAUUUUGUGAAAGAAUUUUACUAAACAAAAGAAAAAUAAAAAAAGAUAUUUAAAGAAAUCAAUCAAAUGAAAAUAUUUAGUUAAAUUAUUAAAGAAAGUAAUUAAAUUACUAAAAUAAAAAAAUGUUUUAAAACAGUAAAGAAACAGCAACUUGAGUUGGAAAAAUCUGAAAGAAAAAAGGCGCAGUCUUUGUCGCAAAGAUUUUUGAUGGCCAAUAAAGGAAAAUAAAUUAUUUAUAGAAAAAAAAAAACAUAAAAUUUACUAAAUUAUAUCUAUAAUAAAACAAGUUUAGUGUUUUGAAAAAAAAAAUUUAAAAAGUGUGAAAUAAAAUAAAAAUCAGUUUUCAGUUGUUUUUACUGUGGCCAAGUGAAACCUUAGAAAUUUACAAAAGUGGCAAAAAUAAAAUUAUUAAAAAAACAAACAAAAGCCGCUUCCAUAAUACUAAAAAAAACAAAUUUAAAUACAUAUUUUAAAACCAAGUUUACAACAUAUUAAGCAUAAAAAUUAUUAAUGGUAAAGCAAAAUGCAUAUUUCAAAUAAACAUCAUUAACAAAAAAUAUUUUAAAUAAAAUAACCAAACAAGUGAAAGUUUUUGUGUAAAAAAACAUUAAAUUGUUUAAAUAUCGAUGAAAAACUAAACGAAACCUAAAAGGAUUACAAGUUUUUAAAUCAAGGAUUAUCAAUUUCUAAAAAGUUUUCUUUAUAAAAAAAGUUUGCCAUCAUGAACCCUCUCUGCCUUUACAGCUCUUUGCAGAGUUUAUGACUUCUUUAAAUAAGUCACAACAUUAACAUUUCUAAGAAAUUCUUGAGCAAAAUGUCCUGAUUUUUAAGGGCAAAGAAAAAAAUGUCUAAAGGCGAACAAUUAAAUUUAAAUUGUAGAUGUAAAGGUUGUGUUUCUCUUAAAAAUGGCUUAAGACUCUCCAAGUAACUCUCUCUCUCAAAACACACUUUGCUUCCUCUCAUCAAAACAUAAAAUCAAAACAUUAAGAAAGCAGCAACCAGCUAUUUGCAAGAAUAAAGAUAAAUUACAAGAAAUACUCAUAAUUUCUGUCCCUGUCUCGUCGCUCUUACACAAAAAUCCAACUAAAUCUUUUAAUAUACUCAAAACAACAUGAAUUCCGUUAUAUCUGCAUUUAAGGCCAAAAAGAAUUCCAGCCAACAGGCCAACAACACGGCGGGCUCUAAUAAUGGCUGCCACGAUAGUAAACACAAUAAUUUAAGCAUGAUUGCCAAUACACUGACCACCUCCUCCUCCAAAAAGAAGGCCAUUAAUGCCCAGGACAAUAGCUAUCAGUAUCUGAGGCAUAUACGGGAAAUCGAUACAGCCACCAAAUUGCUGUCGCCCAUAGUGGGUGCAGAUGAUUUGAUGGAAACAGAUAUGCUUAAUUUUAGACCGGUAGCUGGGGUGCAGGGUGUCGAUGUGGUCGAUCAUGUUCCUUUACAAACAGUGCGUUUGACACCCACCUCCCUGGAGUCCUCCUUGGCCGAUUGUAAUAUGAAUGGUGGCAAAAAUCUCAUGGCGGCUGGUGUGCCGGCCGCACAAACAGAAAAUGGCAAUUGUCAGGACUCGUUGGACGAUUAUGCCUCCAUAACGAAUGGUCAACACAGUUUGACCAGCAGUCCCACAGCACACUUGCAGGAAGUGGACGAUGAUGAAUCCGAACAUUCUAUAACCGCUUGCACUAGCACCACCAGCAGUAGUUCCAGCGAUCAAAGCAACAGCACGGUGGUCCACAGUCCCAUAGCGCCCACAGCGGCGGCAGCAGCUGCCGCCAACAGCUCACAACAGUUGUCGCCAAGCACUACAACAUCAGCCACCUUACCAAGUCCCGCCAAAAGUCUGAAUUUGAGUCUGAAUAGUAAUACAUCCUCCCCCUCAUUGUUAUCAUCCUCCUCCUCAAUAUCUGUUUCUUCCAAUUCGAAUACCUCUCUGGCUCUUUGCAAUUCCGGUCCCAGCUCCUGUUCAUCCACCACCGGUUGUGAUGUCAGCAGCAACGAUUAUUCACAGCCCUCAUCGCCCACUAUGGUAACGCGUCGCAGUUCACAAUCAUCGACAACGUCAUCCGAGUAUGUGCCCGCAUUUCUCAAAUCAUCAAACGUUACAUUGCCCAUCAUAAUGCCAAAUAGUAGCAGUAGUUUGGCUUCCUUGCCUCCCAACACCCAGAGUAUGGGUGGUACUCCCAUCAAUUCGGCUGCCACAACACCCAAACAUACACGCUACUCAAAGCCACGUCUGAGUUUGAGUCGUUUCAUCAAUCAUUCAAUGCCCUCGGUUCAUGGUCGUCCAAAUUUGAGUUUAGCAGCCGGUACACCGGGCAGUGGCAUGAAUGGUGCAGGUGUUUCUGGAAAUGGCAGCAAUCCGCCGAAACGAGCUUCAACGCAUCAGAGGAAUUUAAGUUUGGAUUUUAGAUCUAUGGGCAUUUUAUUGCCUCCCGUUUCCCAAGUGACUAAUACCCGCAUUAAUUUAACACAACAUCAUCGUAACCGUAGUCUGGAUAGUGCUUUACAAAGGAUACCAGAGGUUGAAGUCUCUUCACCCAAUGCCGAGAGUGAGAAUACAUUUUGUACACCAUCUAUACUUGGGUCAACAAUGUGCUCGAAAAUUGUAACGACCGCAGCAAAUGUAACAGCGGCGCUUACCACCACCCAAACACCCGCACUGACGUCAUCGACAACAACAAAUGCCUCAACGGCAGCCGCUAUUAAUGCAGCAGCUGGAGCCUCAUCAUCAUUAUCGUCUUGCUCUGCGUAUGAGAAAGCUGCAAUUGAAACUGUUUCAACAACAGAACCCACAAGCAUACUGACAGCACAACAAUCCUCAUUAGGAGGUGGAGCAGGCGGAGGUGGCUGUGGAGGCGGAGCAGCAUUACACAAUGAUAUUAAUAAUACAGUCAUAGUAGAGCCAUAUUGUCCUAGCGCACGUUUACGACCUAAAUCAUCAGAUUCUGCCACAUCAUCAUCUUCAUCUACGGUACAACGAGCUGCUUCAUCAGCAUCUACCGCUUCCUCUAAUGCUUCAUCAACCAACUCAUCAUUUGCUAGUGGUUCAAAUAAUGCUUUGGCCGUUAUAAAUGGUUCAGGUCAUGUCAAUCAAAAUGGUAAAAAACGCGAGGAUCUAACCAGUCUGGGUUCAGAUGAUUCUGGUAUUAUUUGUGGUUCGGAUUCCGAUCAAAUCUCUUUAAAUCGCAUACGGCAUUCUCACGAAUCGCUAGAUUCUGGCGAAAUGGACAAUGAAGAAGAAUGCAUUGAUAUGCUGGAAACUAAUUCCAUGGAUGAGGAGUACAAUAUGUUGCAAUCGGAUCUCUGUUUCUAUCAAUCGCCCGACACCGACUGUCGCACUCUCAGGCCCUCGAAAAAGAAACACAGCAAUGUAAUACAACAGCACCAUGCUGGUAAUAAUAUGGAUAAAACCUUAAAUGCUGAUGAUCAAGGGGAUGAAGAUGACAUCGAGUCAGCUGGAGAUGCCGAUGCCGAUACCAUAAGUGAGCGACAACGUUAUCGCGAAAUGAACAUGUCACAAGCCGCUAUAAAUAUGGAAAAAUGUACUACUACAACGGACUCUGAUAACACAACGCUUAAUGAAAGCAAUUCCCUAGAUGUAGUAGACUGUCCUACGCCCACUUUAAAUGUUGGUAUUCAACCAGCAGCUGCCACAACAACAGCAGUGCCCACAACAUCUAGUGGCAACAAGACGCCUUCGACCCCUAGUGAAUCUUCGAAAAAUGAUGUUUUAUUCAAGAAUUUCUUUGGUGCCACUAAAAAUGCUAUAUUCCGUACAGCUCAAAGUAUAAUCGAAAAUCACGAAAAGAAAAAUGCCUCAAAACAAAAUCAAAAAACCACUGAAGAUAACACUAACACGGCUGGUGGUGGCGGCACACCCACAGAGCAAAUAAAAUCUCCUACUGAUAUAUCCAAGAAGAAGGAAUUCUUUAGUUUAUUAACAACAAAUGCCAGUAAAAAAGCAGCAGCUGCUGCGGCAGCCGCCGCUUUGGCCAACAAUUCGCCGGUAACAACACCUUUAACACCGGGCCAAGAUCAUGUCAGCUGCAUCACAGAGAAAUCUACUGAAAGAGAUAGUUUAGCAUUGACUGAGUGUGUGGAGAAGACUUUAAACUUACAAGUACCUAAUGCCACUUCCUCGAUCCUUAAUAAUAACAAUUCUUCUUUAACCAUAACGAAAUCAUCUUCCAUAUCAUCUUUGAACAAGCUCAAAGUACCGGGUGUAGUGAAAUGUUUCAUUAAAUGUCCUACAAUUUCGCAGGAAUUAGCGAAUCAACAAAAGACUGAAAAAGGUCCCAGUGGCCUAUUGAGAUUUUUUGAAUCCCCAGUUUUUAACAUACAUUUCGCCAUACAUUAUCUGUUUUACUCCAAAGAACCGGGCGUUCUAAGUUUCAUUGGCAACAAGAUUUUUAGUUUUCCCGACCAGGAGGUCGAUUUGUAUAUACCGCAACUGAUUGUCAUGUACAUACAAAUGGACGAAUUGGCCGAAGUGCUAGAUCCCUAUUUGACCAUUAGAUGUCGUAAAUCGGUGGACUUUUCUCUAAAGUGCCUAUGGCUAUUGGAGGCCUAUAAUUAUCAGCAUGUCGAUACUAUGGGUAGUCGUAAAUCGCAGUUGGCUUUGAUGAAGGAAAUCUUCUCCAAAAAGGAGCGCAAGCAAUUGAGUAAAGGUGAUACAAAAGAGCUGCAGACAUCACCCUUGGCUCAGCCAUCGCAAGCUGUUCAACAAAGCAUACCCGGCGUGGUUUCUCCUUUGACCAAGAAAACACAUCACAGAUCACAAUCAGACGCCACGGUACUCUUAGCCGACUCCAGACAUGCUAGUUCUAAUUUAAGUAUAUCAAAUCGACUGUAUCAACAACCCCCGUACACUACACAAACCUUGCCUACCACACCCGCCAAAUUAUGUCUCGGAGAUUUAACCUCCGGUCGCGCCUUCGACAAUGGCUGCACCUGUUUCGAAACAGUACGCGGCCAGGUCAACGAUUUGCUGGGCCAUAAGACGGUGUGUUCAUGCAGUGCCCCCAAAACGGCACCCCAAAAAGAAUUCAUGAAAGCUCUCAUAAAUGUUGGGAAAAAUCUAACCACACUUCCCUCAAAGGCCGAAAAGACUUCGGCUUUGAGAAUGUUUUUGAAUUUGAUCAAUAAGAAUCUUCCGGCCCGCGUUUGGUUACCAUUGUAUUCAGACAUUCCACAUCAUGUUGUGCGCAUCACAGAGGAAAAGACUGCUGUUUUAAAUUCGAAAGAUAAGACACCCUACAUUAUCUAUGUGGAAGUGGUAGAAGUGCCCGACAUCUACUCUUCAUCACUCAUACCCAAAAUGAUGCCAUCUCUGCGUCACACAAAAUCCGAGGAACACUUAGAGGGUGGUCUCACCACUUGCCAACAUUCUCAACACCAACAUCAGCAUCAUGCCAUUUGUAGUCGUACUUCCAGUUGCAGUAGUCAUAGCGGUUCAUCGUGUAGACAUAAGAAGGAGCAAUUGUUGUCGGAAUCAUCAACAGGCAUAGCUGAACAAUGUUCCUCUGUGGAACAUAAUAACGCAACAGCAGCAACAUCAACAAAUACUACUAGUACUGCAGCCAGCAGUGUUGGUGGUUGUUUGGCGCCACCUCAGCUAAACGAAGAUGAUGUUUGGUCUCAAGAAGAUGACGAGAUAACAGCUCAAUAUAUACACAUCCAUAUGCGUAAAAUGCGUUCACAAUCCGAACGUGAUGCCAUUUCACAGAUGUCAUUGGACUCGUGUGAUUCAAGGGAUCAGGGCAUGCCUGUUUUAUUCAAUAUUGGAGAUGUACGUACCCGCCAUUGUAAUAAUUUAACUUGUGAAAAUACAAAAUCAUUCAGCAAUGAUCCUGAAGAUCCCUCAGCAGCAGCUCUUAAGGAACCUUGGCAUGAAAAAGAGAAACAAAUACGCGAAUCCUCGCCUUAUGGUCAUCUCUCCAAUUGGCGUCUACUUUCGGCCAUUGUCAAGUGUGGAGAUGAUUUGCGACAAGAACUAAUGGCCACCCAAUUGUUGCAUAUGUUCAAAAUCAUUUGGCAAGAAGAACAUGUUGAUCUCUGGGUGCGUCCCUAUAAAAUUGUCUGCCUGUCCAAUGACAGUGGUCUUAUUGAGCCCAUACUUAAUACCGUGUCAUUGCAUCAAAUCAAAAAGAAUUCCAAUAAAUCACUGCGUGACUAUUUCAUCGAUGAGUAUGGACCCACAGACAGUGAUGCUUUCCGUGUGGCUCAAAAGAAUUUCGUACAAAGUUGUGCAGCAUAUUGUUUAAUAUCGUAUUUGUUGCAAGUUAAAGAUAGACAUAAUGGCAAUAUACUGCUGCACUCUGAUGGCCAUAUUAUACACAUUGAUUUUGGUUUUAUUUUAAGCAUAUCACCUAAAAAUUUAGGUUUCGAACAAUCUCCUUUUAAAUUGACUCCCGAAUUUGUGGAUGUCAUGGGUGGCACAAACUCGGAACAUUGGCGUGAAUUUAAUCGUUUAUUGUUGGUGGGCAUGAUGACGGCCCGCAAACAUAUGGAUCGUAUAAUUAAUUUUGUGGAAAUUAUGCGCAGCAAUGCCCAAUUACCUUGUUUUAAAAAUGGUUGCUCAGGAACCGUACAGAAUCUCCGUAAACGUUUCCACAUGAAUCUAACCGAACAGGAAAUGGAACGUAAAGUUGAACAGCUGGUGCAAGAUUCCCUAAAGAGUCUUUCCACCAAAUUAUACGAUGGCUAUCAGUACUAUACGAAUGGCAUAUUGUGAGAAAGGUUUUUUAUGAAAAUUUAAACACCGCCAAUCAAUAAAACAAACAAAUUAAACUAAUAUUGUGAAAAUGUAUUGUGUGUUUAUAUUUGCUAACAUAAACCUAAAAAAAAAACAGGAUAAGUGUGAGUGUUAUUGAUUAAAAUAAUUAAAUAAAAAUGUUAAUCAUUUUGUAUAAUGAUAAAAAAAUGAUAUUGUGAGUGUAAAUAUAGUUUAAAUAACAAACAAAACAAAAUAUAAUAAUAUUAUUAAUAUAAAUUUAAACAAAAAAACAUAUAUUUAAAAUAAAUUAUAAAAAAAAAACAACAUUAAAACAACAUUUUUAAAUUAAGGAUUUUUUAUAUUACUACCAUUUUUUAAAUUAUACAUAUAUAAAUUAUAGUUUUUCUUUUUUUUAUAAAGAAAAUAUCCCCCCCUCUGUGUGUAAAAUUUAACUAAAUUUUCUAUUAGUAAAAGAAAACCCAAAAUUAAAACUCAAAAUUCCCAUUUUUUAUAAGAAAAUAAACAUAUUUUAUAUUAUUUUCUUUGCCUAUAUUUUAAUGUAAAAAAAUCAAAAAAAAAAAUUAAAACCAAUUUUAUAUGUACGUGUAUAAUUUAAUAAUUUUUUCUUUAAAAUCAAAACCCCAUAAUCUUAUAUAUUUAAUAAAACAAAAAUACAAUUCUCUAAGAACCUUUAAAUAAAAAAAAUAGUAAAUAUGUAAUAACUACUUUUAAAGCCUUUAAAAUUAUAAAUAAAUUUAAAGAAAAAAAUAAAAUACCUAAAUAUAUAAUGUAUGUGUCUGUCUGUAUAAACGUAUGAGUGUAAUUUUGUUUGUUAACAUUUAAAAUGUAUGUCUAAAAUAUAAUAAAAUAUAUUAAAUAAAAUAAAAAUAUUUUUUAUCUUAAACAAAAAAACAAAAAAUUGUUAUUAAAGCUCGUCAAGUUUUCACACAUUUAUAUAAUAAUAAAGCAAACAAAAAAUAAAUAAAUAAUAUCUGCUAUAAUAUAUUAAACCUAAACUAAUUGCACUCUCUUCUUUAAAAUUAGCUAAAAUAAAUCAUAAAACAUAAAUAAAAUAAAUAUUUAAUUAAAAACUAAAUAAACAAACAAACCCCCAGCUUGACACUUAAAGUGUCUUUUCGUUUUUUGUAAUACAUCAUACAUUAAUUUUAAUCUAAAUUUAAACAACACUUAUCAAAAUUUAUUUUAAAUAUUGUAUAAAACAUAAUAAUGGAAAUUAAAAAAAAAAAUAAAGAAAUGUGCGAAAACCAACAGAAAAAUAAUAAUUAAAAUUUAAGAUUUACAAUUAUAAACCAACAUACACAUUAUUAUAACAUGCAUCCCAUAUACAUCAUUCGAAAUUAAAAACUAAAGUGGAAAAAAUCAUAACAUAACAACAACAAAAAAAUAAAAAAUAAUUUUUUUAUUUGCUUAAAUUAAAAUAAAAAGAUAUAUAUAAGAAAAAUGUUAAAUCAAAACGAAAAA
Messenger RNA from Calliphora vicina (urban bluebottle blowfly), 8386 nucleotides. RefSeq names its product phosphatidylinositol 4-kinase beta fwd (gene fwd). Bases 1301 to 6922 code for a protein of 1873 amino acids. NCBI's taxonomy places the organism in Eukaryota, Metazoa, Arthropoda, Insecta, Diptera, Calliphoridae. Gene Ontology annotation, biological process: phosphatidylinositol-mediated signaling; phosphatidylinositol phosphate biosynthetic process. The transcript has 12 exons. Gene Ontology annotation, molecular function: 1-phosphatidylinositol 4-kinase activity. The record is from RefSeq and is a predicted model, not a curated record. Gene Ontology annotation, cellular component: membrane; cytoplasm.